GACAUAAGGCUCUGUCUCUGUAUUCUCUCUUUUUGGAAGUUUGAUCUUUACCUUUCUACAUGGGACAACUAGAAGCUCAAGAACGGCAUCUGAGCAUCACGGUUCAAGAAUCAAAUGAAGCAAACUCCCUACCAGAUCGGCGCAGAGGUUUUAACUGGUGGCUUAAAAUGUUGAUUUACACAGUCUUUGUCCUUGCUGGCCAGGCAAUUGCAACACUCUUGGGAAGACAGUACUAUGAGAAAGGUGGUAAAAGCAACUGGCUGGCUACAUUAGUACAAAUUUGUGGCUUUCCUAUCUUCCUUCCAUAUUAUUGUAUACCAGCAUGGAACAAAAACUGUCCAACCACAAAUAGUACUAUAGCAAUCGAGUCAAAGCCACCGUCUACAUUAGUCCUUGCAUCAAUUUAUGGAGUUCUUGGCACCCUCAUAGCAGCAGACUACUACUUGUAUUCAUUAGGAAUAUCUUACCUUCCUGUAUCUACUUUCUCCCUUAUUUCUGCCUCCCAACUUGUCUUCAAUGCAAUUUUCUCCUUCUUCCUCAACUCGCAGAAGAUCACUCCUUACAUUGUCAACUCUCUUGUUGUCCUGAUUAUCUCAUCCAGCCUCCUAGUGCUUCAAGGAGACGGCUCUGCCGACUCGAGUACAGUUUCCAGGUCCAAGUACAUAAUAGGCUUCAUCUGCACCGUUGGGGCAUCUGCUGGAUAUGCAUUGACACUUUCUCUAACGCAGCUAGCCUUCACAAAGGUAAUAAAAAAAGAAUCAUUUAGAGUGAUCAUGGAUAUGACAGUGUAUCAAUCAGUCGCUGCAACCGCUAUUAUCUUGGUGGGAUUUUUUGCUAGUGGUGAUUGGAAGGGUGUAACGCAUGAGAUGCAGGGGUUUCAGUUAGGGAAGGUGGCCUAUAUUAUGAAUGUAACAUGGACAGCUAUUAAUUGGCAGCUCUUUCAGUUGGGAGUUGUGGGGUUAGUAUUUGAGGCAUCAUCCCUCUUCUCAAAUUCUAUAGGUGCUGUGGGUUUGCCUAUUGUUCCAGUUCUAGCUGUGAUCUUCUUCCAUGAAAAAAUGGAUGGGAUAAAGGUAGUGUCCCUGGUUUUAGCUAUCUGGGGAUUUAUUUCAUAUGUUUAUCAGCACUACCUAGAUGAUUGUAAGUCCAAGAGUGAGAAGAAAGAUGCCAAUGAUGAAGUAGCUCUUCCUCUGGAAAACAUCAAUAGUUGA
Fragaria vesca subsp. vesca is the source of this 1208-nucleotide messenger RNA. Its product is annotated as probable purine permease 9-like. Gene Ontology annotation, molecular function: purine nucleoside transmembrane transporter activity. Gene Ontology annotation, cellular component: membrane. The coding region runs from base 60 to 1208 and encodes 382 amino acids. The record is from RefSeq and is a predicted model, not a curated record. The transcript is spliced from 2 exons. Lineage: Eukaryota; Viridiplantae; Streptophyta; Magnoliopsida; Rosales; Rosaceae.